Molecule: messenger RNA, 1009 nt
Organism: Drosophila novamexicana
Lineage: Eukaryota; Metazoa; Arthropoda; Insecta; Diptera; Drosophilidae
Gene: SrpRbeta
Product: signal recognition particle receptor subunit beta
Exons: 4
Coding region: 67-801 (244 amino acids)
Source: RefSeq, a predicted model, not a curated record
CAAAGUUAUUUGAGUUUCAGUUGAGGUGCGUAAAAUUGUGUAUUUUUCCAAGCUCACUUCGACAAAAUGGAUAAAUUAAAUGAAAAUGUACGCGAUAAAAAGCAAAUUAAGCUGGACGAUAUCGAUGUGACACCCAUAUUGGCCGCGCUAAUAUUGGGCUUCAUUGUAGUCGCUAUUUAUGUCAUUUUGCGGCGACGCUCCGCGGGCAGACGUGAUUUUUUGCUAACCGGUCUAUGCGAGGCGGGCAAAAGCGCCAUAUUUAUGCAGUUGGUGCAUGGCAAAUUCCCGGAAACAUUCACAUCCAUCAAAGAGAAUGUGGGCGAGUACCGUUCGGGGCAUGUGGCCGGACGACUUGUCGACAUUCCGGGACACUAUCGCGUGCGCGACAAGUGCUUCGAGCUAUACAAACGCAAUGCCAAGGGCAUAAUAUUUGUGGUGGACUCGGUCACCGCUCAGAAGGAUAUUCGUGAUGUGGCGGACACAUUGUACACCAUUUUGGCGGAUAGCGCCACACAGCCCUGCUCCGUGCUGGUGCUGUGCAACAAGCAUGACCAGACGACGGCCAAGAGCGCACAAGUUAUCAAGAGCUUGCUGGAGAAGGAAAUUAACACAGUGCGCGAUACGCGCAGCCGCAAGCUGCAGUCGGUGGGCGAUGAUGAGGUAAACAAACCCGUCAUAUUGGGCAAACCGGGUCGGGACUUUGAGUUUGCGCACAUUACGCAAAAUGUGCAGUUCUACGAAGGUUCAGCUAAGGAUAACCAACUGAAUCAUCUCACAGAUUGGAUUGAUCGCAUGUUGUAAAUGCAGCUGUAAGCCAUGAGGACUGAAAUAUCAUCCGCAACGGAAUCAAUAAUAAAACACAUGGAUAUUUAUAACUGAAACUCUCGAGAGUCAAAACCCUUAAACUGUUAAAUCCUUUCAAAUAGCGCCUGUCUUGUUCCUGCUUCCCUGUAAAUCUACAUUUAGGUUUAUAUUGAAUUUUUUAUAAUUAUAUAUAUAGGUCUUUUCA